GAAAUAGUUGAGAUAUGGAAUUACAUGUUUGGGGUACUCCUGAUAAACUAGCAAUCAUUGAUGCUGAUUGUUUAGCAACUAUAUGGUAUAUGGCUUUAAUAAUUCCAACUGAAAAAUUUCAAAUUAUAACAUCUUCAAAUACUGAUAUUUCAAAAUCUGGGAAACUACCAACUCUUAGACUUGAGAAUAAUGAACAAUAUGAUGGGUUUUUAGAUAUAAUAAGGUAUUUAUCAGAACAAGGUUAUGAUUUAGAUAAAUCGUUAAAUAAAGAACAAAAGGCAUUAAAUCAUGGAUUAUUAUUAUACAUUCAAGAUAAAUUUCAAAUAAUUACAGAUUAUACAUUGUUUUUAAACAAAUCUAAUUAUGAAUCAUACACAAGGUCUAUUUUCAAAAAUUACCUACCAUUCCCAAUGCAAUAUAAUACACCUUUACAUUUUAGAUCAAUUGCUAAAAAAAAUUGUGAAAGAAUUGGUUUAACCAUAGAGGAUAAAACUGAAAUUGAACAAGAAAUGUUGAAGAAUGUACCAACUGUUAGUAAAGUUCAACAAUUAAAACAUGAAUCCAUGAUUGAAGAUAAAUUGGUUUUGAAAAAUUCAGUUAGUAAUAUGAAAUGUUUAAAUUAUUAUCAAAAUUUAAUUGAGACAAUAAUUAAAAUGCAAAAAGAAUUGGGGAAUGAUGCUAAAAUCAAUAUCUUUGGUGAUCAAAUAACAACUUGUGAUUUAAUCCUCGUUGCACAUCUUUAUAUUCAAACUCAUCAAUCAUUACCUGAUCAAUUUAUAACAAAUUAUUUGAUAAAUUUAUCACCAGGUUUUUUAGAAACUAAAACUUCAAAUCUUUCAAAAAUUGAACUCAAAUUAUCAAAAAUUAAAAUUGAAUCACCUCUUUUCAAAGAUUCUCCAAAUUUAUUGAAUUCUAUUAGAUAUUUGUUAUUUUAAUUCUUUUUAGGUUUAUAACCAUCAUGUAUAAAAUAAUAAACAACAGUACUAUCAUCAUUUACGAUCCCCACCAAGAUUCUUUUAGGUCUUUUGUUUAAUGUGAUUUCUAAUUCAUGGAAAAUUGAAUUAAGUCUACGGACAGUUAAUUCAGAUGAAAGUUCAAUUGGUAAAACAAUUUCAAUUGAUUGUUCCUUUUCAUCAUUUAAUAGUUUUUCCUUUGGUUUACCUUGAAGUAAAGUUUCAUUUGAUAAUUGGAUUUCUGUAACUUGGGUCCAUAAGUUUUGAUAAAGAAGAUUCUCUUUCACUUGGUUAACCAAUGACAUGAUUUCUUGUGAUCUUUAUGAAGUUUCGUUAAUUGGAAAGGUUUUAAGCAUCGUUCCUAGUAAUUUAAUUUUUUUUUUCCAGAUCUGUC
Molecule: messenger RNA, 1347 nt
Organism: Hansenula anomala
Lineage: Eukaryota; Fungi; Ascomycota; Saccharomycetes; Phaffomycetales; Wickerhamomycetaceae
Gene: SAM37
Product: SAM complex subunit SAM37
Exons: 1
Coding region: 15-935 (306 amino acids)
Biological process (GO): mitochondrion organization
Cellular component (GO): SAM complex
Source: RefSeq, a predicted model, not a curated record